Messenger RNA from Acromyrmex echinatior (Panamanian leafcutter ant), 639 nucleotides. RefSeq names its product HIG1 domain family member 2A, mitochondrial. The record is from RefSeq and is a predicted model, not a curated record. Gene Ontology annotation, cellular component: mitochondrion. NCBI's taxonomy places the organism in Eukaryota, Metazoa, Arthropoda, Insecta, Hymenoptera, Formicidae. Gene Ontology annotation, biological process: mitochondrial respirasome assembly.
GUCAUCGAAGUCCAAUUGAAUACAUUGUCCGAUAUGUUAUCGAUUUAACGUAAUCAUUAUCAAUUGUUAACCUACGCUCUUUCGCACGUGAUCAUACUGGUCAUUAAUAUGAACUUAGUGCCGCGGGUGCCGCAGAUUUUGUUGUGAGACUGUAUUUUUUUCGCGGACCGACGGAUAUGGCAGACUUAAAACCGGAUGACGAAUUGGACUGGGUGAAAAUACGUGAAGAUCUGGAUAGCACUUAUAUUACCGAGACAUUUUUUCAGAAGGCGAAACGUAAAACGCAAGAGAAUCCUCUGGUACCGAUAGGAGCAUUCGCGACUGUUACAGCCUUAAGUAUUGGACUCUUCAACUUUUAUAAGGGAAAAAAAGAAAUGCAACAGUAUAUGAUGCGUGCUCGUGUUGGUGCUCAAGCAUUUACUAUCGUUUGCAUGGUCGUAGGAUUUAUAAUGCUGCCCAAAAAAUGAAAUUGAUAUGUUAAUUUAUAAAUCAACACCAAGUUUAUAGUAUUAGGCUUGUCAUGGUCAUAUUGGGUAUGAUAUACCUAAUAUGAACAUCCCUUGUAUGUAGUUUAGGAUAAUCUCUGUUAUGUUGAUGUCGUCAAAAUAUUUUUAAAUAAAAAUAUUUACAAAAAUGUAA